Molecule: messenger RNA, 1421 nt
Organism: Cyprinodon tularosa
Lineage: Eukaryota; Metazoa; Chordata; Actinopteri; Cyprinodontiformes; Cyprinodontidae
Gene: rsu1
Product: Ras suppressor protein 1
Exons: 8
Coding region: 165-998 (277 amino acids)
Molecular function (GO): protein binding
Source: RefSeq, a predicted model, not a curated record
UCUGGAAACACUUCCGGGUGGGCGGCGCGUCAGAGAAAACUUCCAAACAGAUUAUUCCUGUUUUUCCUCCUCGGUCAGCCUCUGGGCUCCUUUUCUCUGCUUCCUCUCAUCCUCCGUCGCUCCGCUAACGUCCGCGUGCCUUUCUGCUCCAUAGUUCCUGAACCAUGUCCAAGUCUCUGAAGAAGAUCGUGGAGGAAAGUCGGGACAAGAACCUUCCAGAGGUGGAAAUGUGCGACAGAGGGAUUUCUAACAUGCUGGACAUCCCGGGGCUGUUCACGCUGUCCCACAUCACCCAGCUGGUCCUCAGCCACAACAAGCUGACAGCUGUUCCUCCAAACAUCUCAGAGCUGAAGAAUCUGGAGGUUCUCAACCUUUUCAACAACCAGAUUGAAGAGCUGCCCACCCAGAUCAGCAGCCUGCAGAAGCUCAAGCACCUCAACCUAGGGAUGAACCGUCUCAGCGGUUUACCCAGAGGGUUUGGGUCUCUUCCUGCUCUGGAGGUCUUGGAUCUCACCUACAACAACCUGAACAAAGACUCACUGCCUGGAAACUUCUUCUACCUGACCACCCUCAGAGCGCUGUAUCUCAGUGACAACGACUUUGAGGAUCUUCCUGCUGACAUCGAGAAGCUGACAAAGCUGCAGAUGCUGAGUCUCCGGGACAACGACCUGAUCUCGUUACCCAGGGAGAUCGGUGAACUGGCUCAGCUGAAGGAGCUUCACAUCCAGGGCAACAGACUGACCGUCCUUCCUCCUGAACUCGGGAAUCUGGAUCUAACUGGUCCAAAGCAGGUGUUCAAAGCUGAGAACAAUCCGUGGGUCACUCCCAUCGCAGACCAGUUUCAACUGGGAGUCUCCCAUGUCUUCGAAUACGUCCGCUCAGAGACCUAUAAGUAUCUCCAUGGUCGGCACAUGCAGGCGAACCCAGAACCUCCAAAGAAGAGCAGCGAUAAGAGCAGGAAGAUCAGCCGCAAGCCGCUGGCUGCCAAGAACAAAUAAAGGAGGAAGUGGAUCAGAACCUUCCACCUGUAUGGCUCCAUCUGGUUCUGGUUCUGCUCAUCUUUCUCCAUCAGUUGUUUGCUUCUUCAUGUUUUAUGCAGCAUUUCACGUUUAAUGUUCACCCAGACUUUCUAAGACUUUUCUCCAGAACCGUGGAACCAGCAGCUCCACCGUUCUUUACUAUUCUAGCUCAGCUCAGGCAGACUGAAGAAGAAGGUCAAAGGUCACUGCUGCUGUUAAACAUCUGGAUGUUUCCAGCAGCAGGAAGUUCGUCCAGGAGCCCCUGGUCCCCAGGGAAUCCUGCUUUUUAAGGAUCCCUGGUCCCCAGGGACCCCUGCUGUUCCAGGACCCCUGGUCCCCAGGGAAUCCUGCUGUUCCAGGACCCCUGGUCCCCAGGGAAUCCUGCUGUUCCAGGACCCCUGG